AUGGCGGAGGAGCCCAAGCGCAAGGACACCCGGACGCACCUGACGCUGCAGCAGAAGGCCCAGCUGCGCGCCUUCCUGGCGGCCAACCCCAAGCUGCCGCGCUUCGCCGUGGCCGACUGGGUGCGCGAGCACUUCCACGUGCGGCUGGGGCGCACCACGCUCUACCGCAUCCAGCACACGCCCGAGGCGGCGUUCGCGACGGGCAACCUCAGCCGCAAGAAGCUGCGGCGCGUCAAGUUCCCGGACUUCGAGCGCCGCCUGCUCGCCUUCUACGAGGACAGGCGCCAGCGCCGGGAGGACGUGUCCGACGACGAGCUGCUGCGCCAGGCGGCCGAGUGCCGCGCCGCGUGCGGCAUCAGCGACACGGAGCUCAAGCUCUCGAACGGCUGGCUCUACCAGGACGUGACGCUGUCGGCGCGAGCGCUGACGACGGUGCAAGCCCCCGGGUUCUUCAACUGGGAGCCCGUGGGGGACGUUCCGCAGGACGAGGUCUAUUGCGGCGACCGCGUGGCGGGGCAGUGCGAUACGCCGACACAAGUAGAGAGCGACGUGGCUAGUAGUAUCUGGGUGGGGGCUAAUUUGCUGGCAGGGGCUCAGGAGAUGCUGAAGGUGGAGUUCCUCGCUCAAGGCUACGCCUUCUCCGAUAGCAGCCUCGUGCUGCGGCGCAGGAUACAGUGA
Phytophthora sojae is the source of this 678-nucleotide messenger RNA. RefSeq lists its product as hypothetical. The transcript is spliced from 3 exons. The coding region runs from base 1 to 678 and encodes 225 amino acids. The record is from RefSeq and is a predicted model, not a curated record. NCBI's taxonomy places the organism in Eukaryota, Oomycota, Peronosporomycetes, Peronosporales, Peronosporaceae.